Molecule: messenger RNA, 1369 nt
Organism: Penaeus monodon (black tiger shrimp)
Lineage: Eukaryota; Metazoa; Arthropoda; Malacostraca; Decapoda; Penaeidae
Product: protein krueppel-like
Exons: 1
Coding region: 421-780 (119 amino acids)
Biological process (GO): regulation of transcription by RNA polymerase II
Cellular component (GO): nucleus
Molecular function (GO): DNA-binding transcription factor activity, RNA polymerase II-specific; RNA polymerase II transcription regulatory region sequence-specific DNA binding
Source: RefSeq, a predicted model, not a curated record
UAAACUAGAAAUGAGAUCACCCGAGUGUAAAAUUAAGAUAUAUCAACCAAAUUUGAAACUGCACACGAUGCAUACAAUUAUGAAGCUGGUAUUCAUAGAAGGCUUCUGUUUAUUAGUAGAACUUGUUUUACAUUACAUAUAACCUGAUAAUUCUUAUGUUGAUUUUGUUUAAGACACAACAUAAUGUAUGAUUCUUUACGUAUUUGUAAUUUUAGUGCAUACAGAUUUAAUAUUCAUAAUCUGUUCUACAUACUGUUCAGGUAACCUAAUUUAAAAUUAAUUUCUGCAUACAUAAUUUUUAGGAACAAAUUUCAUUAUACUAACACUUUUUAAACUCUUCUGUAAAUUACUUAACCUGCCUUUACAAUUUUAAGUAAGGCUGGAUAUCCUCUACAGGUGGUGUUCAGUGGCAACGAGUUGAUGUCCAGGACAGGAGCUCCAGGAAUGGCACCUAUCAUCAAGGACACCAACACCUACAAGUGUCCCCACUGUCCACACUCUACUCGUAAACUUACGGCAAUGAAACAUCACAUCAGAUCACACACUGGCGAGAAACCUUAUGGCUGUCCAUACUGUCCAUUUAGAUCUGCUCAGAAAACCAAUCUCAAGACACAUAUUCGAUUGCACACUGGUGAAAAACCUUUUGCGUGUGAUCAGUGUACUUUUCGAGCUGUUCAAAAAAUUCAUGUGAUAAAUCAUUUGAAAAAGCAUCAUAUGGUAUCUAGUGACAUAAAUUUGAAGAGUAAAGUUCUGAAAUCCACCCAUAAUGUAAAGAGCUAAUUUUUCAAGUAAUUUACACAGCUACAAAAAUAGCAAAAAUAAGUGAUAGGGUGCUUCAAAAAUGUUUGUGAAAUACACUUGUAAUGUCUAAUUUCACUCUCGAUUGCUUUUGCCAUAUGAAUUGUAAGGAACUAAUAUCUUUUGGAAUCAAAGCACUUCGUAUUUUGGGUUGGAAUAGAGUAGAUUAUUACCAAAGACAUUGAAUAUAGAUAAUAUUUGUUGAUACUGAUAAGUAGACAUCUUAUCACCAGCUUAAAUACAUUGUAUGGUUAUAAGAUACAGCAUAGGUAUAUUAGCAUAUUUAAGUUCUUCCUGUGGAUGAUAUACGCAACACUUUUAGACUGUAUAAAGAUUAUAUGUGGAGGAAAUGGCAGGUUCAGAUUUAAUAUCCACAAUCAGAAUCUGAUCACUUGCUUAAAUAUAACACGAUAAUUCUUCAGGCGUAGAAUAUAGUGUACGUACAGUAUAUUCUAUACUUAAAGAUAUUUUAUAUAUCGCCAUGAAAACGGUAGUCAUAAUUGUUAAUUGUAACCAACCUAUAGUUGUUUGUUUAACCAACUGUAAACCAGAAAAUAAAUUUCAGUGUGCA